Molecule: messenger RNA, 1037 nt
Organism: Ziziphus jujuba (common jujube)
Lineage: Eukaryota; Viridiplantae; Streptophyta; Magnoliopsida; Rosales; Rhamnaceae
Product: F-box protein SKIP5
Exons: 6
Coding region: 1-945 (314 amino acids)
Molecular function (GO): protein binding
Source: RefSeq, a predicted model, not a curated record
AUGGUUGUUUUAAGGGAUGACGUGGCAGUUAGAGGGUCGGGUCGUACUCCUCCCUGUUGGAUCAUAAAAAAAUCUUAUGGCCGUCGAAUUUUUCGCUUUCUUUCUGUUUUUGGGUUUUUUGGCAGAGGAAGAGAGAAGAGAGAGAAAAGCAGAGAGAAAGAGAGUAUGGAGGUGGUGGAAGAAGAAAAUAACAAGAGAAGAAGGAAGUGGAUGAGUGGCUCUUCUUCCUCAUCAUCUUAUCAUUCAUCAGUUCCUGUAAAUAGUCUUGAUGAUGGCUGUCUUAUGCACAUCUUCAGCUUCCUCUCUCCUAUCCCUGAUCGCUAUAACACCGCCCUCGUUUGCCACAGAUGGCGGUUCUUGGCAUGUCACCCUCGACUGUGGCUGAGAGUAGAUCGAUCAGUCAAAGAUCUGUCUGAGCCUGGAGUUUUCCCUGACAUUGAGGCAGCCGUUGCUGCUGCAAGGCCUGGCGACACCAUUCUAAUUGCAGCAGGCGGAAGGCAUUGUGCCUCUAAUAUUCGAAUAAAUAAACCACUUUGCCUGGUUGGUGGAGGUGAGCUUCCAGAUGAGACGAUGCUCUUGUGUUCUCGAGGUUCAGACAGUGCAUUCGAGUUCUUGUCAACCUGCAAACUGGCAAACUUAACUGUGAAGGCAGAACUUGGAUGUUGCUUGCUUCACAGAAGUGGAAGGCUUACCAUUGAUAGUUGCGUACUUCAGUGUGAGUCAAAUCCCUUGGACCAUCUGUCAUGCCCUAUUGUGAGCACUGCCAGUGCUCAGGUGUUUUCUUCCUCAGUGAAGUGUCACAGUGAUGGUGUUUCUGUUUCUCGAACUCGAAUUGAAGGAGGUGCCAAGGCUGUUUUGACAAGUGGGGAUCUGGCUUUGCAACGGGUUCGAGUCAUUUAUGCUCGGACUUCUCUCUUUUUCUGGUUUGAUGUGGAGCAUCAGUGAUUCAUUGUUUUUCUAUGCAAGGCAUCUGUAACAUUAUGCACUAGUAGUGAGAUCUUGUGAAUUAAAGUUUUAUAUUUAUCAUUUUCAUUUUA